Messenger RNA from Folsomia candida, 1025 nucleotides. RefSeq lists its product as uncharacterized. The coding region runs from base 139 to 690 and encodes 183 amino acids. Lineage: Eukaryota; Metazoa; Arthropoda; Collembola; Entomobryomorpha; Isotomidae. The transcript has 3 exons. The record is from RefSeq and is a predicted model, not a curated record.
UAUCGUAACCCACACUAGCGUUACGUACUUUGAUAGUAAAAGUCAAGCCAUCGUGGUCAUACAUUGACUAAAAUAAUUCAUCGUGUAUGUAUUGGUGAUCAAAGGAAGUUCAUAAAGGUUGAUACAUAAACAACCUAAAUGGGAGCAUUCCAAAGUAGAAGAAACAAAUCAAUUCGAGAUAGGGCAUUGCAAUCCAAGAAGUUGUCCUCGCUCAAUCUUCUAAGAGGGUAUGAGAACUCACUCCGCAAUGAAAUAUGGACCUGUCCGAACAGAAUGUUUGUUUCCACAUCCACGAGCAGAAUUGAUAUGUGGUCCGAGUGUAGCCCUCGUUAUUACCGCAUACUGAGGACCCAAGAAAAGGACGAUGACCACAACCACCUUGAUGGAAAGGACAUCACCAUUAGAGAACCACCUACCCAACAACCACCAGCUAACAGUGGAUGGAAAAAUUUUAAUAAAAAGCUCCAUUUCAGGCUAAAGCGGAAGAUCACUUUCUCCAGUGGCAGUGGUCCAAAAAGUGCGACAUGUGAUGUGAAGGAGGAGGAGGGUGAUGCCUCGGUACAAGAAUCUGGAUAUGAGAAUAAGGAUAAGUCAGUGAAUCGAACCAUUACUUCAAAACCUGACACCUGGGAUGAAAAUGGAAAUAUUUCUGUGCCUCAUUAUCCCGUGACAAGUGACAAAAAUUUAUGACUUCGAGGAGAGAUAAACCUUGAAUCUAAACAACCAUCGGAUAUUUACGUAGCAUCAAAUGGAUUGUUGUAAAAUUGUCAUUAUAGAAAUAAAAUACCCAUCAAUGAAGAUGAGCUUGGGAAAUGGGUUUUCAAUAAAGAUUGUAAUCGGUACUUAAUACUUGUCGUAUACCACCAGUAUUAGUACAUAUGUAUUUACUUAUGUAUACACUUUCUCAUUAAAUAGGGAUCCAAAAUAUGUCCAGUCACUAGUAGCAUAUGUACAUUUGUAUUGUAUGCACUUGUACUAUUUUACUACAGAUAAUGACUUGUAAGUAUGUGGGUCAUUCACGAUAG